This is a messenger RNA of Hypoxylon fragiforme, 2695 nucleotides long. RefSeq names its product carbamoyl-phosphate synthase L chain, ATP binding domain-containing protein. Gene Ontology annotation, molecular function: metal ion binding; ATP binding; methylcrotonoyl-CoA carboxylase activity. The coding region runs from base 183 to 2324 and encodes 713 amino acids. NCBI's taxonomy places the organism in Eukaryota, Fungi, Ascomycota, Sordariomycetes, Xylariales, Hypoxylaceae. The record is from RefSeq and is a predicted model, not a curated record. Gene Ontology annotation, cellular component: mitochondrion. The transcript is spliced from 3 exons.
CAACGUCUUGGGAAUGAGCUCCCACCGCGUUUCCUUGUCAACUCCAAUCCCAGACUCUAAAGUCAUCCAAUCCUCUCUUUCCUUUCAUAUUUCGUAUAUUUAGUAUUUAAUAAAAUCAAAUUCAGAACAAAAUUCAAAACAAAAGUCAUUCACUCAAUCACUACUAGUCACUAACACCCAAUAUGCGUUCCAUCAAGCCUAGACAUCUUCGCCGACGGGCAUUCCCACGUUAUCUCUCAACUAGUACCUCAUCCAUUCAACCACAUAUUACGCCCAUAACGUCCUUGUUAAUUGCUAAUCGCGGUGAAAUUGCACUAAGAAUAAACAAGACUGCUAAACGUCUGGGCAUAAAAACCACUACCCUAUAUACUGAACCAGAUGCCACCUCCCAGCAUGCCUCCUGUUCGCCUCAAUCCAUCGGCCUUGGUGCAGCCAAUGGGUACCUCGACGGUGAGAGAAUAGUGAAAUUGGCCAAACAACACGGCAUCCAGGCACUUCAUCCAGGCUAUGGCUUCCUCUCAGAGAAUUCGGCCUUCGCCAAAAGGUGCGAGCAGGAGGGUAUCGUGUUCGUCGGGCCCCCAGCUCAGGCUAUGGCUGAUAUGGGUGACAAGGCCCGGAGCAAAGAGAUCAUGACCAAAGCCGGGGUCCCAUGUGUACCUGGAUACCAUGGAAGCGAUCAAGGAGAGGCCGAGUUACUAAAUCAUGCCAAGGAGAUCAAGUUCCCCGUGUUGCUUAAGAGUGUAAAGGGCGGUGGUGGUAAGGGUAUGCGUAUCGUAAUGGAAGAAAGCGAGUUUCUCCAACAACUGAAAAGCGCACGGGCAGAGGCCAGGGCUUCUUUCGGGGCGGGUGGCGAGGUUAUGCUAGUUGAGAAGUACAUCAUACGGCCUAGGCACGUAGAGGUACAGGUAUUCGCAGACAAGCACGGUAACUGCGUCGCUUUAGGCGAGCGUGACUGUAGUGUACAGCGCCGACAUCAGAAGAUACUGGAGGAGUCGCCCGCGCCAGACUUGGACGACGUCACAAGACUAGAUUUAUGGGGAAAGGCUCGAACGGCAGCGUUGGCUGUUGGCUACGUUGGCGCAGGGACGGUGGAGUUUAUCCUCGACAAGGAUACCGGGGACUUCUACUUCAUGGAGAUGAACACUCGACUUCAGGUGGAGCAUCCCGUCAGCGAGAUGGUUACGGGGACAGAUCUAGUUGAGUGGCAGUUUCGGGUCGCCGCGGGGGAAACAUUGCCGUUGACUCAGAAAGAGAUACUAGAAAGGAUCCGCGAGAGAGGGGCAGCCAUUGAAGCUAGAAUAUAUGCCGAGAACCCCGAAAAGGGUUUCAUACCAGACUCCGGAAAGCUCGUUCACCUAAAAACUCCCCAGACCAACGAAGACAUCCGGAUAGACGCCGGUUUUGUGCAAGGCGAUACCGUUACCGAGGCGUAUGAUGGAAUGAUUGCGAAACUUAUCGUCAGGGGCAAGGAUCGUGAGACUGCUAUUAGGAAGAUGGAGCUUGCACUGCACAAUUAUGAAGUGGUGGGUUUAAGCACCAACAUCGAAUUCUUAAAACGCCUGUGUAGGUCCCCGGCGUUCAUAGAAGGUGACGUUGAGACGGGUUUUAUCGAAAAGUGGAAAGAGGAACUAUUUGAUCCAGUCAUAAUUCAACCCGAAGUAUACGUGCAAGCGGCAUUGGGUGUCUUCGCUUCUCAACCAACGAACUCCAUUGAGCCCCACGGAGAAAGCCUUGGUUUCGGGUCAGGCGGUAGCGAACGCAAGUUCUCUUUCAAAUCCCUGGAUGUGAGAGAUCCAAAGGAAGGGGAGACAGUGGAGGUCAGUAUUUCCCAAAAGGGGAACAACCUAUUUGAUGCUCGCGUCAUCCGGAAAGGCAUCGAUCCAGAGGUCUUUGAGAAUCUCGUAUCCUCACCCGUUGCAACUUCGGAGACCACUAGUCUAGUAACAUUCUUCCCGCGUACGCGGGUUGAGACAACAGUAGUCCAAGAUCCAAAUAACGACAACAAAAUCACCAUAUUCCAGCAUGGAGCUAAAACAGAGUUAUCGCUAGCCCCCCCGACGUGGUACGAGAAGGCCCUGGGUUUGAAAGAAGUAGCCGCAUCGGUUGCUGCCCCGAUGCCCUGCAAGAUCCUCAAGAAUGAAGUCAAGGAGGGUGACAGGGUUACCAAAGGGACUCCUCUCGUCGUCAUCGAAUCUAUGAAGAUGGAGACAGUAAUACGAUCACCACAGGAUGGUGUUAUCAAGAGGUUGGCGCAUAAGGAAGGGGACAAAUGCAAAGCUGACACGGUAUUGGUGGUUUUUGAAGAGGACGACGCUACGCAGUAGAGCCUCCCUACUAGAGGGUAGGAAUUAAAGGGGUAGCCCAGGCUUUACUAGGCUCAUCAUGGUUCCAUAGGAAUUAGCAACACCAAUCUCGCCAACAAGUGUGCCUAACCUUAUUCUCCACAAUUUGAUAAGACUGCCGGAUGUUUAACCCUUACAAGAAUGGGAUCAUCUGAGCUCAUAUUCAUCUUGCCCAGAUGCUUACACCACGAUCUCACACGUUACAUGAUGCCAUUCCUAAUAGUCUAGUAUAGAACCAUUGUUGACUUCGCCAUCACGCCCUUCCCUCUCUUUUCCUCCAGUCCCAGUGUAGCAAGAUCUUUUAUCAUAGCCGCGGCACCUACCAUAGAUUUAGUAAAUCAACCUCAAACGUA